GCCCAGCACGGCUCACAGCCCGGCCUACCAACUUUGCGAUCUUCUCCCGUCCGAGACACGUGGGACUUCCCCAUCAUCGCCUCGCUGAAGCAGCUAGCUGCAGUACGCAGCGCUGCUCCGUGCACGCCGCCCACUACUGCUUGCCCGCCAGUUUGAGUGCGUUUACCUAUGGGCCAGCUCGACAUGAAAUGCGAGAGAAGAGCAGAUGGUGCUGCGUGAGCCUCCGCCGUGCGGCCGCCCGCCGUCCCCUCGACGUCAUUCCCGCUGACAUGCCCGGCACACCGAGUGCAGUCAGCGAAAGCGCAGCGCAGGCAGGCCCACCGGUGUGCAGGGCCCAGUCAGCGCUUUGCGCGCCGCGGGCGAAGCCCUCAGCCGCCGCGCGAGGGCCGUCAGGCCGCCAGUGCGAGAAGCCCGGCGAGACACACGGGCACGACAACCUUUGCGUCGAAGAACCUCGAGUGGAAGUUGCGCGUACCCAAUAACAACGAAGUGUCGUGACGAUCAAGUCGCUCAGGAUGGACCGUGUCCUCGUCAUCGCCAUCGUUUGCCUCUGUGCGUUCGUUGGCGCACAAGAGUGCAAGUCCGAGGUGGGACUAACAGCGUCCACGACGACGUCCACCGUUACCGACAGCCCCAAGCCGCAGACGAUGUCGACGCCCCUGUCGACGCCCCCGUCGAAGCCCGCGUCGACGCCCCCGUCGAAGCCAGCGUCGACGCCCCCGUCGAAGCCAGCGUCGACGCCCACUUCGAAGCCCGCGUCGACGCCCGCGUCGACGCCUGCGUCAACGCCCUCUCGGACGGCACCCCUGACCCUACCCGGCGUGCGUCCCAUGCUGGACCGCAGCAACUCGUCAGAGCCCAUUCCUUGCACCUGUGGCAUCUUCCUGACCAACCAGUGCAAGGGCCGGGAGCAGCCCGUCGGCCUGCCCGCCAUCAGCCACGAGUUUAAACGUGCCACCCCCAACACGGCGUACGGCGUGCGGCAGUGCACGAGCGCCUGCGUGGACAUGAUUGUGAAGCAUCUGCCAAAUAGCGGCGCCAUCCUCUGCUCGAGCGUCAACAAGACCAUCUCAAGGGAGAAAGCAUACCUUUUCAUCAAGAACCACCGAAACAAGUGGCUGGCGACGAGGUUGUCGGCAGGGAAGGAGUUCUGCUGCAAGGAUGGUCACGCCGUCCGCUGUCCGAAGUAAAGUAUCGACCCCUGCAAGCAUCUGCAAAACCACGUCCUUUUCUUGUAAUAAAUAUUUUUUUACUGGUUAAAA
Messenger RNA from Frankliniella occidentalis (western flower thrips), 1262 nucleotides. It is a transcript of the gene Fcp3C, whose product is annotated as follicle cell protein 3C-1. The coding region runs from base 516 to 1190 and encodes 224 amino acids. The record is from RefSeq and is a predicted model, not a curated record. Lineage: Eukaryota; Metazoa; Arthropoda; Insecta; Thysanoptera; Thripidae. The transcript is spliced from 4 exons.